Molecule: messenger RNA, 4137 nt
Organism: Lotus japonicus
Lineage: Eukaryota; Viridiplantae; Streptophyta; Magnoliopsida; Fabales; Fabaceae
Exons: 6
Coding region: 1-4137 (1378 amino acids)
Biological process (GO): DNA repair; telomere maintenance
Molecular function (GO): DNA helicase activity
Source: RefSeq, a predicted model, not a curated record
AUGUGGUAUGACGAACGGCUGGCAAAAAGUAAGCACUCAUUAAAUCCAGAAUUCACAAGGUGUUGUAUGAAAGGGAAGGUAGUGCUGCCAUUUCUAUCAAAACCACCUCUUCUUUUAUAUAAUCUGCUUCAUGGUAUAGAUCCCCGAUCGAAACACUUUAAGGAAAAUAUUAGGGCAUAUAAUAGUAUGUUUGCCUUUACUUCGAUUGGUGGAAAGGUGGAAACGACUGUCAACAAUGGAGGGGGCCCACCCCAAUUUGUCCUCAGCGGUCAAAAUUAUCACCGGAUAGGUACCCUAUUACCUCAACCCGGCGAAAUGCCGAAAUUUGCUCAACUAUAUAUAUAUGACACUCAGAAUGAAAAUGCAAAUAGAAUGAAACCGUUUAAUUCAUUAAAGGAAGCUGAUAAAUUGGAUAUAUCAUUAGUUGAUGAAUUGAAGCAAAUGAUUGAUGAGAGUAAUGUUUUGGCUAAAUCAUUUCGCAAAGUGAGAGAUUAUAUCAAUUAUACACAAGGUUCAGCGUUUGCUUUGAGACUUUUUCGCAAACGAGGUAAGGACCCUAGAACAUAUAACCUUCCCACGUCUGAUGAAAUAGCUGCACUUAUUGUAGGGGAUUUUGACACAGUAGAAGUUGGCAGAGAUAUCAUUGUAAAAAAAGAGGGGGUUCUAACUAGGAUUCACGAAACUCACACUUCGUUUAUUCCAUUACAAUAUCCGUUGAUGUUUCCUUUUGGUGAAGAUGGUUGGCAAGAAGAUAUCCCUUUAUCUGGUAUUGCUGCAUCAACUAGCUCUCGAGUCAAACCUCGCGUCACAUUGAGGGAAUUCAUAUGCUUCAGAAUACAAGAGAGGAAUAAUGAAAAUGGGAAUGUUUUAUUAUGUCGAAGGCUUUUUCAACAGUUUGUGGUUGAUUGUUAUACAAUGUUAGAAUCUCAAAGGCUUUCAUAUCUUCGCAACAACCAAAAACUUAUUCGAGCUGAUUUUCUAAGUGGUCUUGAAGAAGCCAUGUCUAGGGGUGAAACUGACUCGAGUUCUUUAGGGACGCGUAUUGUGUUACCGGCAUCAUUUGUUGGUGGGAAACGGUAUAUGUUUGAUUGUUGCCAAGAUGCAAUGGCUAUAUGCAAGCGCUUUGGUUAUCCCGAUCUUUUCAUUACUAUGACCUGCAAUUCUUUGUGGAAAGAAAUUGACAGGUUUGUUCGAGAACGAAACCUACGAGCUGAUGAAAGACCUGAUGUUUGUUGUCGAGUGUUUAAAAUCAAGCUAGACCACUUAAUAGCAACGCUGCAAAGUGGUAUUAUUUUUGGUCCUCUACAAGCAGGGAUGUAUACAAUUGAAUUUCAGAAAAGAGGAUUACCACACGCGCAUAUUUUCGCUGAAAUUCCUGACAAGAAGGUAUAUCCUAAAUUAAACAAAGUUGUAUCUACUUAUAUGCUGCAUGGCCCGUGCGGUCCUGGUUAUGGUAAAUCUCCUUGCAUGGCAAAUGGAAAAUGCAGCAAAUUUUUUCCUAAGAAAUUCCAAGAAACCACAUUAAUUGAUGAAGAGGGUUAUCCUAUAUAUAAAAGGAGAGAUUCAGGAAUUUAUGUUGAGAAGAAAGGGAUUCGCAUGGACAAUAGUUACGUUGUCCCUUACAAUCCUCAACUUCUGAUGCUAUACAAUGGUCACAUCAAUGUAGAAUACUGCAACAAGUCAAAUGCGAUCAAAUACCUGUUCAAAUAUGUCAGCAAAGGGCCAGAUAGAGUAAAUGUUGAGAUUUCCAAUCACAAAAAUGAUUCCACAGAUCCUGAGGUGAAAGACGAGAUUAAGCAAUAUUAUGAUUGCAGAUAUUUGACUCCAUGUGAAGCUGUUUGGCGGACCUUCGGCUAUUACAUUCAUGUUAAGUGGCCGUCGGUUAAGAAAAUGACCUUUCACCUACCAAAUAAGCAAAGUGUUUGUUUUAGAGAUCAUGGUGAUUUGAACCACAUUGUUGAAAAAGCCUCUGAUAAAGACACUAUGUUUAUAGCGUGGAUGAAAGCCAAUGAUAUCUAUGAAGAGGGAAAAGCCUAUACAUAUGCAGAGUUCGCAUCAUAUUUUGUUUAUGAUGAGGACAACCAAACAUGGCAUCCAAGGAAAAAAGGACACUCUAUUGGAAGACUCCAAUAUAUCCCUCAUGGAGUUGGAGAACUUUACUACUUGAGAGUUCUACUAACUAUACAGAAAGGUUGCACAAGUUGGGAGAGCAUUCGAACCAUUGAUGGUGUUGUAUGUCCAUCAUUUCAAGACGCAUGUUAUGCAUUAGGAUUGUUAGCUGAUGACAAAGAAUUUAUAGAUGCAAUAAUUGAAGCAAAUGAUCUAGCAUCAGGUAUUCAGCUUCGGAAGUUCUUUGUCAUGUUGCUUACUACAAACACUAUGAGCAAGCCUGAAUUUGUGUGGGAGAAAAGUUGGAGGAUUUUAGCUGACGGGAUAGUUUAUGAAAGGAGGAAAAAGCUACGCAUUCCAGAUCUACAUGUAAAUGAUGAGGAUCUGAGAAAUCUUUGUUUAGCAGAACUGGAGAAGUUGCUGAAUAUGAAUGGAAGGUCAUUAAAAGAUUAUUCAUGCCUCCCCUUUCCUGAUUUAUUUGAUGUCAGCCAGUAUGAGAACAAAUUAGUAGCUGAUGAGUUGAAUUAUGAUAGAGCUGAGAUGGAAGGUUUGCACGAUUCAUUACUCAAUUCACUAACUUCAGAACAACAACAAAUAUACAAGUCCGUAAUGGAUGCUGUUAAAAGUAAGGUUGGAGGUCUGUUUUUUUUAUAUGGAUUUGGAGGUACUGGUAAAACGUAUCUGUGGAAUACGUUAUCUGCUGCAGUAAGGGCACAAGGAUUGAUUGUAUUAAAUGUUGCUUCAAGUGGAAUUGCAUCAUUACUUCUACCUGGGGGAAGAACUGCGCAUUCUCGAUUUUCUAUUCCCAUUUCUAUAAAAGAGAGCUCAACUUGCAAUGUGGCGCAGGGUUCUUUAAAAGCAGAGUUGUUACAAAAAACAAGUCUGAUCAUAUGGGAUGAAGCACCAAUGCUUAAUAGAUUUUGUUUUGAAGCCCUGGACAGGACUUUAAAUGACAUAAUGAAGUCGCACCCAAGUGGUACUAAUGGCAUGCCUUUUGGUGGUAAAGUUGUUGUGUUGGGGGGAGACUUCAGGCAAAUAUUGCCAGUUAUACAGAAAGGAAGUCGCUGUGAUAUAGUGAAUGCGACCAUAAAUUCGUCAUAUCUUUGGAAGAAGUGUUAUGUUCUUAAAUUGACAAAAAACAUGAGGCUGACAAGUUCUCAAUCCCUUGAUGAAAACAUGGAGAUUACAAAGUUCGCUGAUUGGCUACUGGACAUUGGUGAUGGGAAAUUGAAUCCAAAUGGGGAUGGAGAAUCUAUCAUUCAGAUACCAGACGACCUUCUUAUUCUUGACUCAGAUAAUCCAAUUCAAAGUUUGAUUGAUUUUUCUUACCCUCAUAUGUUGGAGAACUUGAGAAAAAAGAACUACAAAUUCUUUGAAGAACGUGCUAUAUUGGCCCCCACUUUAGAAAGUGUAGAAGCAAUCAACAAUGAGAUGCUAUCUAAAAUACCAGGAGAGGUUAGAGAAUAUUUGAGUUGUGAUUCUACUUGCAAGUCAGAUGAAGAUUCCGAGGUUGAAGCAGAGUGGUUCACAAGUGAGUUCUUGAAUAAUAUUCAAUGUUCCGGCAUACCAAAUCACAAAUUGACUUUAAAGGUCGGUGUCCCUAUCAUGUUGUUGCGCAACAUUGACCAAGCAGGUGGACUUUGUAAUGGCACAAGAAUGAUUGUUAAGGAAUUGGGCAAAAAUGUCAUUGUUGCAUAUGUUGUUUCUGGGAAGCAGUUAGGGGGGAAAGUGCUUAUAUCUAGAAUGGAUUUAGUUCCUUCCGACUCCGGUGUUCCAUUUAAAUUUGUCAGGCGACAAUUUCCAAUCUCUUUAUGUUUUGCAAUGACUAUUAAUAAAAGCCAAGGUCAGACGUUAUCUCAUGUCGGUUUGUAUCUACCCAAACCAGUGUUUACUCAUGGUCAGUUAUAUGUGGCACUAUCAAGGGUAAAGUCAAGAAAAGGUUUGAAAAUUUUGAUUUUGGAUGAAGAUGGGUUAAUCUCGACUGUGACAAAAAAUGUGGUAUACAAGGAGGUUUUUAAUAAUCUUUGA